Moneuplotes crassus is the source of this 1171-nucleotide messenger RNA. Lineage: Eukaryota; Ciliophora; Spirotrichea; Euplotida; Euplotidae. The record is from the annotation of a GenBank genome assembly.
CUUAGUACAAUGGGGAAUUGCCAGUGCCCAACUAUGGAGACUUGCCAGUUAUUGAAUAGAAAGCCUAAGCUUAAAAGAAUAGAUCUUACUGACUUUGAAAUAGAUUGAGUUAUUGGAAAAGGAGGAUUUGGUAAAGUUAAAUAAGGUCAAACACAAGCUUGAUGGUAGAACAUACGCUAUGAAGGAAAUGCUUAAAGUCAGAGUUUGUGGUAAAUAAAAGUGUUAAUAGUGUUCUUGAAGAAAGAAAAAUACUGGAACGACUUAGACAUCCUCUUCUUAUAAAUAUGAGAUAUGCAUUCCAGACUAGAAGUCAUCUCUAUCUGGUCAUGGAUUUCCUCACAGGGGGAGACAUGAGGUAUCACUUUAUAAAUGGGGUGAAAUUUAAUGAGGAGGAGACCAAGUUUACUGUAGCUUGAAUCAUCUCUGCCCUCGAGUGUAUUCAUUCCAAUGAAUAUGUGCAUAGGGAUAUUAAACCUGAAAAUUUAGUCUUUGACGGUGAUGGCUAUGCUCAUGUUACAGAUUUUGGAAUUAGCAAAUAAGAUGAGACUUAAUAAUAAGGUGGACACAAGUGGAACUCCAGGCUACAUGGCACCAGAAAUAAUGUGAUGCCAGAAUUACAAUUAUUCCGUUGAUUUCUUUGCAAUCGGAGUCAUUGCUUAUGAAUGAAUGUUUAGAAGAAGGCCAUUUUUGGGAAGGACAAAAAGGGACAUUCGAGACCAUAUGUGCAAUACUGAUGUACAAAUAUCUAAAUCUAAAAUUCCACUCAGAUGGAGUGAAGAAUCUGCAGAUUUUAUAAAUCAUUGUAUUAAGAGGAAGAAGUUUGAAAGAAUUGGUCAUAAAGGAAUUGAGGAGGUUAAGAGCCAUCCUUGGUUCGAGAGCAUUGAUUGGGAGGGCUUGAAAUAAUAAAACCUUAAGAUCACCUUUUACUCCUCCAAAGAAGGAUAACUAUGAUGGUAGAAAUUCAUCGCAUAUGUUCAAAGAUGAUUAUUCUAAGAAAUCUUUAGAAGAAGUAAAAGGAAUGAUGGAUGGAGCAAUCAAAGAAGUAGAUGAUCUUCAAAAUCGAUUUAAAAAUUAUUACUAUGAUUAUCGGGAGAAACAAAAGGAUGGGGAUUUACUCACUCCAUCUGCCGUAAAAUGUUCAAAAGGGACAAAGACUAAACUUAUGACAUAA